CGACGGGACAGGACGGGACAGAGCGGUGCUGUGAGGAGCCCCCGCACAGCACACUCGUUCCUGUCUGACCUGGAGCUUUUCUGAGGCGUUGUUCCUGCAGCUGACCUCAAGGCCAGACUCAGGACCUGGUGACCUGUGGCCUUCCGAGGCUUCUGUUCUGCAGGUGCCCUCGAGGGCAGAGCGUGGGACUUGGUGCUCCGGAGCUUUUCCAAGGCAUCUGUCCUGCUACUAGCUCCAGUCACUGACAUGGAGCAGAGACCCCCAAGAGACCCUAGGAUGGCCUGGGUGGAGGAGGAGGAAGAAGGCUCUGGAGCUGACCCAGGAGAGGAGACAGAAGAGGUGGUGCCAUUCCAUCCACCACAGGAGGAUGCAGCCGUGGAGCGCACACAAGAGCAGCAAUCCAGCCGUGGCCACUUCCGCAGAACAGCGCAGCUCGUUUGCAAAUUCAUCAAGAGGAUUCGGCAGGAAGAGACCAUCACCAGGGGCGCUGCGUACAGACCAUACUCGCCCAUCUUCCAAAGCAAGACCAGUGCUGCCCUGCUGUAUAUGCUUGUAGAGGAAGAUUGUUACCAUCCAAAGCAAGUGCCCGCCAUGGUGAGGUACAUCCACCAGUGGCUCCUGGCCAAUGAUUCCGCUGAGCACAGGCUGGACAUGGCCCUGCUGGAUCUCACUGAAGCAACUCUGGUGAUGUGGAAGGUCCUCCAGGUGCCCUGCAUCCCACGUAUAAUGAAGGUGUAUUUCCCACACCUCUUUGUGCACCUGCUCUUCCAAGUGUUCUUCAGCACUCUGGAUAUGCCAGAAGAGGUCCUCGAGUGCCUGGACUUGAGGGAAUGCAGCGACAGUGUUCUGGAGAUCAUGACAAAGAACCUGCGGAGCGAGGACGGGGAGAGGCGUCACUUGGCACUCCGAGGCCUCGUGGUGCUGGGCAAGAAUCCCUUGAUGCUGCCCGAGUGCUUCGGGACGGGCUUUGGCCUCUAG
Messenger RNA from Passer domesticus (house sparrow), 978 nucleotides. RefSeq lists its product as uncharacterized. Bases 247 to 978 code for a protein of 243 amino acids. Lineage: Eukaryota; Metazoa; Chordata; Aves; Passeriformes; Passeridae. The record is from RefSeq and is a predicted model, not a curated record. The transcript is spliced from 7 exons.